Molecule: messenger RNA, 1467 nt
Organism: Pleurotus ostreatus (oyster mushroom)
Lineage: Eukaryota; Fungi; Basidiomycota; Agaricomycetes; Agaricales; Pleurotaceae
Exons: 11
Coding region: 1-1467 (488 amino acids)
Molecular function (GO): heme binding; oxidoreductase activity, acting on paired donors, with incorporation or reduction of molecular oxygen; monooxygenase activity
Source: RefSeq, a predicted model, not a curated record
AUGAAGAGCUCAGUUACAGUUGCUGCUCUAGGAGCGUUACUUCUGACGGUCUACCUCAAGCGUAGGUCGAAGAAGCGACCACCUCUUCCUCCUGGCCCUCCGGCGGACCCAUUGAUAGGCCACUUACGGAUUAUGCCAACUGACAAGCAAGAGCUCGUAUUUCAUGAAUGGUCGAAGACAUACGGCGACGUUAUGUACCUAAGGGUCCUCGGACGGGAUCUCAUCAUUCUCAAUAGUGUUGAAGCUGCAACAGAGCUCCUCGAGAAGCGUAGUGCUCUCUACAGCGACAGGCCUAAUUUCACCGUCUACGUGAUGAUGGGCUGGGACCCGGACGUUGCGUUCUUGCCAUAUGGACCGCGCUUUCGCAAGCACCGAAAGCUCCUCCAUUCUCAUUUCACUCAACAAGCUAUCGUUCGGUUCCAACCAAUCCAACUUCAGAAUGCCCACAUUCUCGCCAAGGGGCUAUUGGAAAACAAAGGAGACUAUCACCAUCUUCUGAGCCGAUAUACCACGGCGAUUGUCAUGCGCAUCGCCUACGGCCAUCAAAUCCUCUCUGAUGAUGAUGAAUUUAUUCAAGCCGCCAACGACAGUGGGUAUGGUCAGAACAACGGGGGUCCGCCUGGCGGAACGAUGGUUGACCUCUUUCCUAUCCUGCAGUACUUCCCCUCGUGGUUCCCAGGGACUUAUUACGCAACAUUUGCCCGUGAAUGGAGGUGGGCAGUCGAGAAACUAUAUACCCUUCCGUACGAGCAUGUGAAGAAGCAAAUGGCUCAAGGCACGGCAGAACCGUCGUUUCUCGCUACUCAAUUGGAGGCAGUUGCCGGAAAAGCCCUCGGUAAAGAAGACAUCGAGGACCUCAAAGGUUCUGCGGGGAUUAUCUUUGGUGCAGGAGCCGAGACAACGUGGUCUAGUCUUGAAUCGUUCAUCCUGACCCUGCUGCUCUACCCGGAAGUACAGAAGAAAGGCCAAGAAGAGAUUGAUCGAGUCAUUGGAUCGGACCGGCUUCCAACUUUCGAAGACUACGAUUCUUUGCCGUACGUCGAGUGUGUAACGCAAGAAAUCUUGAGAUGGCAUCCGUCCGUUCCCAUAGACAUCCCUCAUCGAUCCACAGAGGAUGAUAUCUACCGGGGAAUGUUCAUUCCGAAAGGAUCCAUCAUAUUUGCUAAUGCUAAAGGAAUGGCGUUGGACGAAAGCACGUACACUGACCCAACAAAGUUUAAUCCAGAUCGCUUCCUUCCCAAGUCCCAGGGAGGCAAUGAAGAGCCUCAUCUCGGCGCUACCUUCGGGUUUGGUCGAAGGAUUUGCCCAGGCAGACAUCUUGCAACAGCAAGCAUUUGGAUUGCUGUUGCCACGAUAUUCGCAACAGUUGAUAUCACGAAAGCCACGGAUGAAAAUGGCAACGAGAUCACACCCGAAGUAGAUUUUGAGACGGGCAUAACAAGGUCCGUGGAUUCAGCGUGCUCUUAA